Messenger RNA from Cryptomeria japonica (Japanese cedar), 596 nucleotides. RefSeq lists its product as uncharacterized. The record is from RefSeq and is a predicted model, not a curated record. Bases 1 to 513 code for a protein of 170 amino acids. Lineage: Eukaryota; Viridiplantae; Streptophyta; Pinopsida; Cupressales; Cupressaceae. The transcript has a single exon.
AUGGGUAUUUGCAUUUCUUCACAGUCCAAUGAAUCCCAACCCACUGCAAAUCUGAUACUGAUGGAUGGAAGAAUCGAGGUAUUUUCUGAGCCUCUUAAAUGUAAGGAGAUUCUGCAACAAUAUCCAGGCCACUUUAUCUGCAGUUCAGAUGGGCUUUAUAUAGGAAGAAAGAUAUUUGAUGUUCUUGAAGAGGCUGAUCAGCUGCAAGUUGGGCAGCUCUAUUUUCUUCUUCCAAUCCAUAAAUUGGAGUAUGUGCUCACAGACUCAGACAUGGCUGCUCUGCUCUUGAAAGCUAAUUCUGCAGUCAGACUGGUGAAAAGAAGCACCCAAAAAGUGCACCCUUUGUUUGAUGUUCAUUUGGAUAGUACAGAGGAAAGUCAGGAAUUGUCAUGGGCAGAGGAAUCCUGCAGGGUUAAUUUUUGUUUGUCAUCCAAGAAGUCUGUUUCAGCUGCCCCACAAGUGGGUAAAAACCAGUGGUACUCAAAAUUGGAGACAAUCAUGGAGGAUGUGUGAUUACAAACUCUACAAUUAUCAUCAUCUAUGCAAUAUGGUAUCUGGUGGUUUGGAAUACUGUAGUUAAAGUACAUGUUGGUUGU